UUCUGCGCUACGUUAGUACCUGUAAUGUGCACUACUCCUUGCCGCACUCGACGUAGCUAGCCAGUCCAUCUUCAUCUUAAACAACAAUCACAUCAAUGACAACAACAUCGAGAACUUUAACGACAACCAUACUCAACAGCUAUAAAUACCACGACCUUGGCUUCAAUAUCGCAUCCGUAUCCAUAUCAAUUCCGAUAAAUCAAUCUGCUGCGCUGUUUCUGGCAAAGUAACACAAAACCAUGGCUGUGGGACUUGCCAACGGUCGCCAUGCCGCUGACGAAGAAGCCCGCGCCGAAGUCGACGUGCUUAACUCUCGAUUGGAAAAGACAAAUCAAUUAACAAAGAAGAUACAAGCAUGCCUAGGACGAUUAGAGGCUACUGGGAAGAGUGUGCAAGACGUGUCAGGUCCUCUUACUGGCGAAACGAAGAGGCUUCAGACCUUGGGGAAUAAUAUCGAAGCAGUUAUCGCAGCCAUCGAGCGCCUCCGCCAACCUGCCGAUUCGAAGAGCGAUGAAGAGGCAAUCAUUCGCCAAGGCCCUGAAAAGGCUGGCCUGUCCAAUUAUUUGAAUUCUAUUAAACGUUUAAAUAUGGCAUUGACAGACAUGAAAACUUCAAACUUACGCGCCAACCAGCAGACCAUGACCGACCUUCAGCGAUUGAUCAAGUCCGGAAAUACUCAGCUCGAGAAUUCGUUCGACAAGAUGCUAAGAGCAGAAACACCGCGCUCUAUUGAACCCCUUCACUAUACCACCAAGAACACGCCGUUCCCCGUAUUAAGCCAAGAUAAGAUCUCGUACCUGAGUCUAAUGAAUUCUUACGUAUCCAGUAAUUCAACUCUGUCCGAGAAUCCGCUCAUUAAAAUCUUUGCCGAUGUGAGAGGGCAGUAUCUUUCCCAGACUCUGGUGAAUCUUGCAUAUGCGAGCGUGAACACAGCGAAGAAGAAGAGUCCCGAUGCAAUCUAUCGGGCCGGUACUAACGGCAUUGGCAUGUACGCGCAAGCGAUGGAGGGUCUGUUCAUUGCCGAAUACGAAAACAUCUGCAACAUCUUUAUGCGACAGGAUUGGGGGCCGGCCUUUCAAUUGACCUGUCAAGCCCCGCUGGCUGAAUUGGCUCGAACAAUCCGAGAGUUAAACAAUCACAUCAAGGCUCACCUGAGCACAGACUGUUUCCUCGCAUAUGAAGUGACAGAAAUCAUGUCCAAUCUCUCCAACAAUAUUGAACAACGCACGGGAGAGCUCAAGUCUACCCUAGCCGCUGCGCUCAAGCCGGUCCGCGAGACGGGCAAGAUCUCACUUGCCGAACUACUUGAAGACACGAAGCGCAAAGUGGGGGCAAUGCAGGCGCUCCCUUCGGAUGGCUCGCCUGUUCCCAUUGUCUCAGAGACAAUGCAACGCUUGCAAACCAUGGUCGAGUUCCUUCGGCCAAUAUCUAGCAUGAUGAUAUCCAUAGGCGAUGGAGGUUGGAGGUCGGGCGCAACGACGACUACGAGUGUAGACGGGAUUCCGAGUCUGGCUUCGUUCGACAUCGGUGCGGAUGGUAAGGAGAUAUUUGCGCAUUACUGCAGCGAUACUAUAGACACGUUGAUGUCGGCUCUUGAACAGAAAGCGAGGGUACUUCUCAAAGGCAAGUCUGUGUGGGGGGUGUUCCUUGCCAACAGCAUCACCAUAAUCGAACGUAUGAUUCGAGAGUCCGAGCUUAGGCCGCUCAUGGAAGGCAAGCUUGGUGCCUCGGAGGUCUGGCGCAAAAAGGCAAAGGUCUUCUAUACAGAGGCUUGUAAAGAUGUAUCAAUGCAUCUAUUUGACGUGAUCCAUACGAACCGAACUCAGCGACCGCCCUCUGGUUCAUCCGAGUCUGCAUCGAUUCUGAAAGGGCUAAGUAGCAAGGAUAAGGACAGUAUCAAGGCCAAGUUCCAAGUUUUCAACACGUCCUUCGACGAUCUAGUGGCGAAGCACAAGAUGUAUAGCAUGGAGCGAGAAGUGAGGCAGAUGUUCGCCAAGGACAUGCAACAGAUGCUUGAGCCUCUUUACAAUCGUUUCUGGGAUCGUUAUCACGAGAUCGACAAGGGCAAGGGCAAGUACGUCAAGUACGACAAAUCUUCAAUCUCGGCCGUCUUCCUUAGCCUCUACUGAUGCAAUGCCGAGACAUCUCCCGAUCGUUGGAAAGCUUCGACGGCUAAGUGAACCAUUCGAGGAGCUUUGCGGAAUGUGCUAGACAAAUACUGCAUCAGUCUCACGCGCAGCGAUCAUCAGACGAUUUUCCCCUUCGCGUAUGCUACAGUAUAGCAGGAUCCGGGUUGUCAGUUAAAUCUUUUAAUUAUUCCCGGGCAGACUCCAGAGGUGCUAUAGCUAAAGGUUGAAAGUGAAG
This is a messenger RNA of Hypoxylon fragiforme, 2364 nucleotides long. RefSeq names its product Cullin repeat-like-containing domain protein. The transcript is spliced from 2 exons. Gene Ontology annotation, cellular component: exocyst. Gene Ontology annotation, biological process: exocytosis. Lineage: Eukaryota; Fungi; Ascomycota; Sordariomycetes; Xylariales; Hypoxylaceae. Gene Ontology annotation, molecular function: phosphatidylinositol-4,5-bisphosphate binding. The coding region runs from base 240 to 2129 and encodes 629 amino acids. The record is from RefSeq and is a predicted model, not a curated record.